Messenger RNA from Danio rerio (zebrafish), 3420 nucleotides. RefSeq names its product WD repeat and SOCS box containing 1 (gene wsb1). NCBI's taxonomy places the organism in Eukaryota, Metazoa, Chordata, Actinopteri, Cypriniformes, Danionidae. The record is from RefSeq and is marked provisional. Gene Ontology annotation, biological process: intracellular signal transduction; protein ubiquitination.
CGCUGUUUGAGGAAGCCGGAAUAUUUACAUCCUAAUUUAAGUUUAAAAUUAGUUUCAAUUAAACUCGAGUUGGACUUCAAACAUUGUACAUCUGCCUUUUUAAGCAGUCGCGUUUGUAAAUAUAGCCAGCGUUGCGUCGACGUGAGACGCUCCGGAUUCCCAGGCGUCUGACUGACUAAAGACACGCUCGCGGCAUCCUGAGCGUUUUUUCCGUAUAUAUUUGAACGUCUUUAUUUCGAUAACCAGGGACAUUUAGAUUUAAGAGACCCGCUUCGAUUUAGAUGGCAAGCUUCCCAGAUUGUGUCAACGAAAAUGAAAUAGGUAAAGCUAAGUUCAUUGGGGAACUCAUACCUCCUGUUGCUCCCUUUGACCAAAAGUCUGGACGGGAGACAUGGACUGUAGCUUUUGCACCUGAUGGUUCCUACUUUGCUUGGUCUCAAGGACAUCGGAUUGUGAGACUUGUACCAUGGAAAAAAUGCUUAGCCAGCUUUUCUGUAAGGAAGGAAGAUCGGUCGAGUGGUGCAGGUCCUCGAAGACUCUCUCGGCAGAACAGUGAGGGCAGUUUGCUGCCAGGCGAGCCCAGGGAGCACACCAUUGACUGUGGCGACAUUGUGUGGGGUCUGGCCUUUGGCUCUUCCGUACCUGAGAAGCAAAGUCGCUGUGUUAAUAUUGAAUGGCACCGGUUCAAGUUCGGCCAGGACCAGCUCUUGCUGGCUACAGGCCUCAACAAUGGCCGCAUCAAAAUCUGGGAUGUAUAUACAGGAAAGCUUUUGCUGAACCUGAUGGAUCACACAGACAUUGUGCGAGACCUGACAUUUGCCCCGGAUGGAAGUUUAGUACUGGUCUCUGCCUCAAGAGACAAAACUCUACGCGUGUGGGACCUCAAAGAUGACGGUAACAUGGUGAAAGUACUCCGUGGCCAUCAAAACUGGGUCUACUGCAGCGCUUUCUCACCUGAUUCAUCUGUCCUUUGUUCUGUGGGCGCUGGCAAAGCGGUCUUCCUGUGGGACAUGGAUAAAUACACUCUGAUCCGUAAGCUGGAGGGCCAUCAUAAUGAUGUUGUGUGUUGCGAGUUUUCUCCAGAUGGGGCUUUACUGGCCACAGCCUCCUAUGACACCCGCGUCAUAGUUUGGGACCCUCAUACAGCCACAGUUUUACUCGAGCUGGGGCAUCUUUUUCCUCCUCCCUCACCCAUAUUUGCUGGAGGGGCAAAUGACCGAUGGGUUCGCUCUGUUGCUUUUUGUCACGAUGGUCGGCACAUUGCCAGCGUCACUGAUGACAGGCUGGUGCGUUUCUGGAGUAUCGAUGAGAAGAGUCCUCAAGCCAUCGGCCCCCUCACUAAUGGCCUCUGUUGUGCCUUUUCUACUGACGGAAGUGUCUUAUCUGCUGGGUCCCGGGAUGGCAGUGUGCAUUUCUGGGCUUCUCCACGCAGUAUCGCCAGCCUUCAGCACCUGUGCCGAAUGACCCUGCGACGAGUCAUGCCCACUCAGCAGGUUUACACGCUGCCCAUUCCCUUUUCCAUGCAGGACUACCUGGCCUACAAAACGCUUUAACUAGCAACACAAACCACAGCACUCUCUCAAAUGUUUUUUCUGCUCAUACAGACCAUUAGAUGACAGCGAGGUCUGUUCUUUUUGUAUUUAUUUUUUUGUAUUAUUUGGACAAUAUUCUUACCUUCAAGCCCAUAUCAGGUAGCGGCCUUUAGAAAGCCUUAAUAUAUCAGCGGACCACAUUUUGAUUUGCAAUUCUUUCUUUUUUCAUCUGGCACAACUUGUAUAGCACCUUAUAGCUAGGUGAAUGUGGUGCUUUUAGCUCCUCCACCGAGUUUAAAGCGAUGUGAUGGGGGAAUAAUGUCUCCCCAAUGUUCUGCAGUGUUUUUCUUUGUCUGUGCUGGCUGUGUGAAGGAUUGAAGGGAAGAUACAAUGUGAACGCAUGUAUGUGUGAGUGCGUGUGCUAGAUUGAAGAUAGGUUGGUAGUUCAGGGACACAGGCAGUGCCUCCCCUUUACGUGCCUCUUUAGACAAAAUACACUCGCUUAACGGUGCUUCAGUAAUGACCUUCUGUUCAACAACACAAUCCUAAAACUACAGUAACGCACACGGGCUUACUUUUUUCUUCAGAAAUUGUAUAUUUUUUACGUGUACAGAGAUUUGUAAAGGCAUGUUAUUGAGUGUGUGUGUGUUUAUAUAAAUACAAAUCUUUGUAUAAAUAUUCUAAGUAUAUAUAAAUAUAUAUAUGUAGCUUCAUUUUUUCCAGCGCUUUCAUCCAUAGCUGUAUUAAAGUUAGCUCUUUUUCUCUUGUGCGAUGAUGGGUUGUAGCAGAGUUGCACAACAGGUUGCUUUGAGGAGAAUCUGGCAACCAGUUCAAUGAUGUAUUCCAGUAGCAAAACCACAUUUGAUUUCUUAUUCCGAACAAUUUACCAUCAACUUUGCUGUUUGGCACUGUAACAGUGCUUGGGAUGCAUUGCAUUGUCCUAGUGUUUCCCCACAUACACACACAGUUCACUCUUGUGCACUGUAGAUGUUGGCUAUGUGCAAUUUAACAGAGAGCCAACUUGGUUUCAUUUGGGCAUGUCUCAUCUACCUCUCAUUUUGGAGAACUGAAAAUAUUGAUGGUUUAUUGGAAGAAAAGCAUCCUGAUUCUGUUUAUUGAUCCAUUUAUGCGUUAUAUGACCUUUGCCUGUCAGCUUAAUGCAAUCACAUAGUCUUAUUAAUGUGCACUGUAAAACGUUUCACAUCGGUUAUGCUUAUAAACUCAAGUUUACCAGCUGCCUUGUAAAUUGGAGUCAACUCAACUAAGAGAGAUUCUUUGUUUUAACUGAACUCACAGCAAAACUUAACAUCUUGAGUUGAAACGGAAUCUCUCUAAACUGAGUGGACUCACAUUUUCAAGGCAGCUGGUGAACUUGAGUUUGUAAGUAUAAGCGAUGUGAAAGGUUUUACAGUGUGGGAAUCUGAAGUGGCAUGUUGAUCUAGUCAUGCUGGCAAAGAGUCUCUGCAAUAAAAACUAAAAGUGUUCAUAAAGCCGAUGCCAAAGAUCCCCGCUUAUUGAUGAGAUUGGCGCAGUCGGGGUUCUCUUUCCUUCUUCCUCCAUUUAUGGCGAAAACUUGAAAGUCUUUUUUGUAUUCGUAAGUCUGCUGUUAUGCUUGAGUGUAUGAAGAAUGCUUAUGUGAAGUAGAAAGAUGCGUAGAUGCACCAGGAUGUUGUGGUAGUGUUUUCAGUCGGGUUGUAGAGAUGUUUGGAAAGUAGUCAGUUUGUCCAGCUGUUUCAGGCAGAAUACCUUAUGCUGUUCCCAAUUCGUCAAAAGGAAAAGUCAUCUGACAAGAAUGUACUUUUUUUUCUGUCCUCCAAAAGUUGGAGUUUCUGUUUGUUUGUUUGUUUGUUUAUUUGUUUUGAUUGUCAGAAUAAAGUAUUUUAAUUCA